AUACAUCAGCUUUUGAGAUACAUAGGAAUCUACAAAAAGAUUAAAGUAGAAUCUAAAAAAACAUGCAUAAUGUUUCUGGUUACUUGAUUCUUUCUUUGGUUGCUCUCUCAUUACCAUGUUUUCUUCUUCUGCAAGCAACGAUAGCAACCGGAAGCUUAAUUACCCUGCCAAAAGCCAGUAAUGAGACGGGUAUUGGUGUCAUCCUUGACCAAACGUCUAGGCCCGGCAAAGAGGCCAAAGUGGCAAUUGAGUUAGCAAUUCAAGACUUCAACAUCAAUACCGAUCAACCUUUGGUUUUACACCUUAAAAACUCUCGAAACAAGCCUGGUCAUGCAUUUAUUGCAGCUAAAGAACUUAUUGAAGAACACAAAGUGAAAGCCAUACUGGGAGGUCAUACAUGGGAGGAAGCAUCUACCAUAGCCGAGGUUAUCAGCGACAGCGAACAUGAUCACGACAUCCCCCUCUUUAUUUCCUUGGCUGGCACGACUCCACUACAACCAACCGAUCAAUGGCCAUUUUUCAUUCAAGCAGUUCCACCACAAUCCACACAGAUGAACGCAGUGGCUGCCAUUUUACAAUCAAUGGGCAUACGCCAAGUUACCCUCAUAUACGAAACCUCCUCAUCCGCAUCAAUCAUUUCUCAUCUCACUCAGGCACUUCAUCAAACUGGUUCUGAGCUAACAAACAUUUUACCACUCACAUCUAGCUCGUGUUCUAUAGAUAAAGAGCUUGAGCUUGUCAAGAGACAACAACGUAAAGUCUUUGUAGUUCAUACAUCUUUGGAGCUUGGAGUUCGUUUGUUUCAGAUAGCCAAGAAGAUGGAGAUGGUUGGAGAUGGGUAUCUAUGGAUUGCAACUAAUGCAAUCACCGAUCUUUUUCAUUCCGUUAAUUCCACAGUGAUUUCUUCCCUGAAAGGUAUGGUUGGAGUCAAAAGUUACUUCCCUGAAAACACUCCGGAUUUUCUACAUUUCAGAAAAAGAUUCAGGCAAAAGUUUCAUUUGGAUUACCCGGAAGACGAGCAGGAUGAACCUGGAAUCUUUGCAGUGCAAGGAUAUAACGCCAUGAAAAUGGUGGAAAAGUUUAAUGGAUUGAAAACAGUUUUGGCGAACACAGUAGAGAUUGUUAAUGUGAAUGGAAAGGGAUAUCACAGUGUGUAUUGGACAGAAGGAUUGGGGUUUUCUGAGACAGUUGAAAAUGAGAUCAAUGGAGCAAGUAAUUACACUCAUUUAAUAGAUAAUGUUGGAGAGAUUCUGUGGCCGGUGCAGCCAUGGUAUGCUGGUAGACGUCGCAGGAAUCUGGCUGGAAGUUCACAGAAUCGAUUGAGGGUCGGUGUUCCGGCUCAUUCUUUGUUCAAGCAAUUCGUGUUUCAUGACAACAAGACUAAACGCUUCAGUGGAUUCGUAGUUGAUGUGUUCCAUGAAAUGAUGACAAAAAUGAAUCAACCAUAUGAUCUUUUUCCGUUUCAUGAUUCAUAUGAUGACUUGGUAAAAGCAAUUGAUAAAAAGGAAUUCGAUGCUGUAGCGGGUGAUGUAACGAUUCUAUCGGAAAGACAUGAAUUUGCAGAUUUCACACAACCGUACACCGAAUCAGGUUUGGAGAUGAUUGUCCCCGUACGAUCUAGAUUAUCAAACCAGCCAUGGUUGUUCUUGAAGCCUUUCACUGCAAAAAUGUGGUGGAUAACAGCAGCAAUUACUACUUACAAUGGCUUUGUUAUUUGGUUGAUUGAGAGAAACCACAAUAAAGAUCUUCAAGGUCCCCACCCCAUCUCCAUCAUAACCCAAAUUGGAAUCAUUCUUUGGCUUGCAUUCUCGACACUCUUCACUUUGCGUGGUGAUAAGAUGCAUAGUAAUUUGUCAAGAAUGGCGGUGGUCAUGUGGUUAUUUGUGGCGCUAAUUAUCACACAGAGCUACACAGCUAGCUUGGCAAGUAUGCUCACAGCUCAACGGCUUGAACCAACGAUAACGAGUGUUGAGAUGCUUAGAAACAUGAAUGCAACCGUGGGCUACUGCAAUGGAUCGUAUAUAAACAGAUAUUUGGAAAAUGUUCUAGAGUUUAAAGAUUUUAGGAUCAAGAGCUACAACUCGACCCAUGGAUAUGCUGAGGGCCUUAAUAGUGGCGAAAUUAAAGCCAUCUUUCUUGAAGUUCCUGCAGCUAAAGUUUUCCUAGCUCAGUACUGCAAGAGUUUUAUCAGAACUGGAGAGACAUUCAAAGUUGGAGGUUUCGGAUUUGCAUUUCACAGGGGGUUUGAAAGACUUUCAGAGGCGAACGGGGCAUUAAUGAAUGUAUCAGAAAGUGGGAAAAUCAAAGAACUUGAGGAGAAACAUCUUAUUUCGGAGGAGUGUGUGGAUGAAGAAUCUUCACCUGAUGAAAACGGAAGGCUUAACCUUCACAGCUUUUGGGUACUAUUUGUGUUAACCGGAGGGACAUCAACGGUUGCUCUUGUUAUCUACAUUGUCAUCAGCUUCAAAGAAUUCAAAACAUCCAAUCAAGAAGACACAAGUUUAUCCAAGCUGUUAUCAGCAUUUAUAAAAGAUUGGCUACGGCGAAUGAGACGAUCAUCUAGCAUAGUUGCUAGUGUAGAAAGUGCUAGACACACUAGAAACAUUGAUCAGGCAGAUAACACAGAUGAUGAUUCAUAAUAAGAUUCAAGUCCCCAUAGAUGAUAGAUAUGAUCGUUAAUUAAUUUACUAUUUAACUCUUACUUAGAACAGUGUUUAAAAAUGUUCAAAUUAGUUUUCUUUCUUGUAAAGCAUAUUAUGUACACAGAUGCUUUAACUAAUCUUCGUUUCUUAUAAAAUAGUUUCAUGUUGUG
Messenger RNA from Helianthus annuus (common sunflower), 2812 nucleotides. Its product is annotated as glutamate receptor 2.8. Bases 63 to 2639 code for a protein of 858 amino acids. Lineage: Eukaryota; Viridiplantae; Streptophyta; Magnoliopsida; Asterales; Asteraceae. The record is from RefSeq and is a predicted model, not a curated record. Gene Ontology annotation, cellular component: plasma membrane. Gene Ontology annotation, molecular function: ligand-gated monoatomic ion channel activity; signaling receptor activity. The transcript has 5 exons.